AUGGCGCCGUACUAUGUCAACUCUAUCGAGGUCCUGCAGCGCCCCGCGACCGCGCCGCCGUGGGAGCACCCCAAAGAGCCAACCCUUGUGGAGCUUCCCGCCGGCCACAAGAAGACCCCGGACCGUCGCCCACUGGAUUGCGACAUCAUCCUUGAACGCGACCAGUUGUUGACACUGCGGGGUGGCGUGCGCAUCCGGGCAGACAUCUUUCGGCCGAAGACGGAGGGCAAGGUCCCGGCCGUGUUGAUGUGGUCUCCGUAUGGAAAGACUGGAACGGGGGCUCUCAACUUGGACAAGGUCCCUCUCACAGCUGGAGUUCCUCUGAGCAAGCUUUCGGGUUAUGAGUCGUUUGAAGGACUUGACCCUGCCGAAUGGGUCCCUAAAGGCUAUGCCGUCGUCAACGCCGACGCCCGCGGCGUCGGCGAUUCUGAAGGCGACAUCAGAAUCUGGGGCACCGGCGAGGGCCAAGACGGACACGACGCCAUCGAAGAGAUCGCCAAGCUUCCCUGGUGCACCGGGAAAGUCGCCCUGGCGGGGAACUCGUGGCUUGCGUUGUGCCAAUGGUUCAUCGCUGCCGAGCGGCCGCCUCAUUUGGCUUGCAUCGCGCCGUUCGAGGGCUGCAGCGACCAUCUCCGGGAGACGCUGAGCAGAGGAGGCAUUCCUGACAAGGGGUUUUCGGGGAUGAUCAAUCACGUCCUUAAUGGCCGGAACAUGAUGGAAGACAACAUUGCGAUGCUGGACAAGUUCCCCAACUGUAGGGAGUACUGGGACGACAAGAGGGCUCGCAUGGACAAGAUUGAAGUCCCAGCAUACAUUCUUGCCAGCUACUCGACCAUGCUUCACACCGUUGGUAGUUUCCGAGGAUUCGAAGAGAUCCCCCAUCAGAAGAAAUGGAUCGCCGUUCAUGCUACCCAGGAAUGGUACGACCUCUACAGCAAAUCUCGAGUCGACGACUUGCAACGCUUCUUUGACCGCUACCUCAAGGGCAUCGAGAACGGUUGGGAAAAGACGCCGCCGGUGCGGCUCGCGGUCCUGGGCUUCAACAAGCCGCCCAUCCUCGACCUCUCCUUCGACCAUCUCCCGUGGCUGGCCCCCUACACCCCCACCACGAACGUGCAGAAGCUCUACUUGACGCAGAACAAGUCUCUCCAGCUGGCAAACGAGGCUAUCUCCAGUACUCUCGAGUACAAAGACACCGAAAGGCUCGAGCUGGCAUACACCUUCCAGCAACCAACCAAGCUGGCCGGCCCGACGAAGCUGGUGAUCCACACCUCCUGCCCCUCACAGACGGACUUCGACAUCUACGUGCAACUGAGAAAGAGGGACAGCAGUGGCAUCGACUUGGUCCACGUCAACAUGCCCCUGGAGGACCUCGGUGUCGCCGACGCAAAGGAGGUUCCCAACAUCAACCCCCUGAAGUAUCUCGGGCCGACGGGACAGCUGCGGGCGUCGAGGAGAAAGGUCGCGCCUGAGUUUGCGCAGAGUUACUGGCAGACCUUGGCGCAAGACACGGACGAGCCGGUGAAGGCGGGGGAGAUAGUCAAGUUGGAAAUCUGGGUCUGGCCCACGGCGAUACAGUUUGAUGCCGGAGAGCAGCUCGUGGUGAAGAUUUCUGGCAACGGUAUGAGUCUUCCCGAGUUUGAGCCGCUGGCGGUGCAGCCUCAGAACGUCGCACAGCAGCUGGUGCAUGUUGGCGGGAAGUAUGAGAGUUAUCUAGAGGUUGUCUGGAUCUAG
This is a messenger RNA of Colletotrichum chrysophilum, 1734 nucleotides long. RefSeq lists its product as uncharacterized. The transcript is spliced from 5 exons. Gene Ontology annotation, molecular function: dipeptidyl-peptidase activity. The record is from RefSeq and is a predicted model, not a curated record. Bases 1 to 1734 code for a protein of 577 amino acids. NCBI's taxonomy places the organism in Eukaryota, Fungi, Ascomycota, Sordariomycetes, Glomerellales, Glomerellaceae.